Heterostelium album PN500 is the source of this 1170-nucleotide messenger RNA. RefSeq lists its product as uncharacterized. NCBI's taxonomy places the organism in Eukaryota, Evosea, Eumycetozoa, Acytosteliales, Acytosteliaceae. The record is from RefSeq and is a predicted model, not a curated record. Bases 1 to 1170 code for a protein of 389 amino acids. The transcript is spliced from 2 exons.
AUGAUAAAUCAAAACAACAGUAACAACAACAACAACAACAACAACGAUAAUAAUAAUAACAAUGACGAUAAAAUAUUAAAUAAUAAUAAUAAUAAUAAUGAUAAUGAAAAUAAAAUAUCGAAAAAGAAAAGAAAUAAAGGUGUUUUCUAUUUCAAGCAUUAUGAGAUUCAUCAAGAACACUGUGGACAGAAAGUUGGAACCGAUGCUCUUAUAAUCGCAGGAUAUACAUCAAUAGCUAAAUUUCAACCGAAUCCACCCAAUCAAACACAUUUAGAUUUAGAUCAAUUGGUCUGGUCCAACCAAGCAUACAACUAUGAAUUCGGAAAAUCAGAUGAUAUCGUAAAUAAACCAACAAACAACAAUUUCCCAAAAUAUAUUUUAGAUAUUGGAACUGGUAGUGGAGUUCUAAGUAUAAUGUUAUGUCAGAGAUUCGCUUGUAGCGGUGCCGUUAUAAAUUCUAUUGAUAUCGACGAGAACGCUGUGAAACAAGCGACCAUCAACAUCGAUGAGAUCUACAAGAAAGGCGCGUGCGAUUGGAUAAAGAAUGUUUUCGUUUUCAAUACACCGAUUCAACAGUUCGAACCGCACGUCACUCCGACUGCACCGAUGGAGAAGAACACCGAAGCGCUGCUCUCACUGAAAUCACCGGCCGAUUCGAAAUACGAUUUGAUCAUCAGUGCACCACCUUACUUCCCCACCGAGGUCAAGAUCGACAAGUUCGUGCCGUCGAUGGACAAGAGCAGGAGAAUCGCGCGACACACUCACACCCUAACGAUGGACGAAUUGAUUGGAAGCGUCGUACGACUGCUACGACCGGACACCGGUAUUUUCACCACUGUCGUAUCGCUGCCACAGCCUGACAACGAUUUGUUGGCUGCCGCUAGAAACCAAGGAUUGCAAAUGCUCGAGGAUGUCGAUGUCACCGAUUGUCCAGGUUCGAAAGUUGUUAGAAAGAUGUAUACAUUCCGGCUACCCUCAAACAGAGAGGAAGCAGCGGCAGCAGCACCACCUCUCAAACAGAAUUUCGCAAUCUAUGAAACAUCAAUGAAAGACUCGACACUCUCCAAUCAUCGUAAACAUAGUAAUCAAUAUAAAUGGAUGUUAAAUGAUUUUUGUAAUCACUAUCACAAAGAAGUAGACUAUGAAAAACAACCUCCAAGUCAACAAUAA